ACAACUAAAAGCCAACAGCCGCUGCUGUGUUCUGUCGCCAUCUUGUGGCGGCUCGCUGAACUACAGGAGACAGCACCGGACCUGGAGGCGGAUAUGACUCCGUCCUGUAGUAGAUGCACAAAUGAAGAUGCCAGAUGCACAGACGCGUUGGUCAUGUUUUCUGCUUUUAGCAUCACUUUUCCGUGUCGGGACAGCGGCGGAGGUGUCCGUAUGGAAGGUGGACAUCAACUCGACGCAGGAUGCCGUGUUUCGGAAGACGCUGUAUGCCAACACCACCAUCUUCAUGAAGUUCCAGGGUGACAUCGGGUCAUGUGAUAGGAACUUGGCCUUCAACAUCAGCUGGUACCUGCGCUCCUCUGUGUGCUACAAUGAGGUCUUUAACACACCAGACAACAAAGCCAUGAACAUGUUCGGUAUGGACCACAUGUUGAAGGACGGCUGGAGCGGCUUCUACAGUCAAGGCUACAUGUACUUCGACAACUGCUCGUCUCUUUUCUUACCGAGGGUGUAUUAUCCAGACUUCAACCCAUAUCAGCCCCUCACCAGCCCAAAGAGUGACCCAUCCAAUCAAAGUCUGUUUUGGCCCGACAAGCCGGAUAUCAGCGCAGUGGCCAAAGCUUGGCAGGACAGUCCAUAUCUGUUCAUAGUCAAGGUGCAGCCUUUGCUCCGCGGGAUAGAGGAUGAUGACAUUGGAGCAGAGCAGUUCAGCUUCACUUUCGCAAUGAAAGUUGAGAUGAAGGGACCACACGACUACUCUUCUCCAGCAGACUGGCCCCUCAUGAUGUUCUUCAUGGUCAUGUGCAUCGUGUACGUGCUGUUCGGGGCUCUCUGGCUCUUCUGGUGUGCUUGCUAUUGGAGGGAUCUGCUGCGGAUCCAGUUCUGGAUCGGUGCUGUCAUCAUCCUCGGCAUGCUGGAGAAAGCUGUGUUUUACUCAGAGUACCAGAGCAUCCGGUACAAAGGAGACUACGUUCAAGGUGCUGUUAUUUUUGCUGAGCUGCUUUCUGCGCUCAAAAGAUCUUUAGCUCGAAUCCUGGUCCUCAUUGUCAGUCUCGGAUAUGGCAUAGUCCGACCCAGACUGGGUACCACAGUCCAUCGCCUCGUAGCUGUCGGCCUUCUCUACCUGCUCUUCUCCUCUGUGGAAGGUGUGCUCAGAGUGACGGGUGGUUUCUAUGAGACGGUGGCCCUGGUGGCCAAUCUCAGCCUCUCCCUCAUUGACUCCUGUGUCAUGUGGUGGAUUUUCAUCAGUCUGUCUCAAACCACUCGCCUCCUGAAGCUUCGGAGAAACGUGGUGAAACUCUCGUUGUAUCAGCACUUCACCAACACUCUCAUCUUCUCUGUUGUCGCUUCCAUCAUAUUCAUCAUCUGGACCACCAAAGUCUUCAAGCUGGUGGACUGCCAGACGGGUUGGAGGGACUUGUGGGUAGACGAUGCCUUCUGGCGUCUCCUGUUCUCCACCAUCCUGCUGGUGAUCAUGGUGCUGCUGCGGCCCUCUGCCAACAGCCAAAGGUUCUCUCAUUCUCCUCUGAUUGAUGAAGAUGAUGAGGAGGAGGAGGCGAAGGAGCCCAUGCUGAAUGAAGCUUUUGAGGGAAUGAAGAUGAGAGGCUCAAAGCCCGAUUCUAAUGGCUCCCAGAAACUGUUGAGUAAAGAGGAUGAAGACUUAAAAUGGGUUGAGGAGAACAUUCCUACCACCGUAGCUGAUGUAGCUCUCCCUGUAAUGCUUGAUGAGGAAGAGGAAAUCCUGAAGACCAAGAUGGAGCGAUCCAAGAUGGAGUAGAAGUAAAUGUGAGAAUGAAAAGAAGGUGAUUUCACUGAGGCAGCGAUGAAUGCGUUCUGAGUGAUCUUAUUACCAAAAAAUGUGGGCAAAGCCAAUUGUUCUCUCCGGACACUUUACUUUUUUUUUAGUUUUAUUCCACAGGUGACGUGUAACACUUCAGUAAGUUCAAAGACACGUGAAUAAUGUGUUUCUAUGAAGGCAGUACUGUCUGACCCAUAUGUGGAUGGGUUGAUGUCAAGAUUCUGGGAAAUUCUGUUAAACUGAAGGAAUUGCACAGCAGAGCACUUUGAUAAAUAUUUUAUUUGUGUCAAAGAUGUUUCUUCAUUGUCACAAACAUGACCAAAACCAAGUAGAAACUGGGUACUUUAAUACGAUGCCCUUCUGGAAAAUAUAAUAUUUAUUAAAAUCUUGUCUUGUGGUUUUAGACUAAUACAAUAUUUAAUGAGCCGUGUGGUUUCAGGAUCACUGGGGCAGAAAAUAGAAAACACUUUCGAGAAGUUUAACUUUUAACCACCUGCAAAUAGCAGAAGUGACCCCAGCGUCUGAUUGGCCGAGCUUGCAGGACUGUGACGACUACUUUCGAAUCUGUUCAACCACAAAUCAUGAUGCUUGGCAGUUUUCUCAGCCAAGAAAUCAUGAGGAGGGUAGGAAUGAAAGGGAAAACACGUCGAAAACGCUGCAUAAUAAGAUUAUAUUUAAGCCAACACAGUAACGGACACUUUCCUUCAGAGGUGUCCUGAGGCUGUUUUUAUCAUGUGUUUUAUUGAAUUACGUAUUUUAUAGUUCACAUUAAUAAAGUAUAUUUAAUAUUGAAAUGUGCAAGCAGCUGUAUGGUAUGAUUAACCAUUUAGCCAGAUAACUAAAAAUCAAUGUUUUCAUGCUUUUUAUGUCACGAGUGAAGAUUUCUUGAGUUCAUUUCUUGUAGCUGCACCAACAGAUUAUUUAUGUGCAUGUGUUAUUCUUAACACAUAAUUAACACUUGGUUGUCUGGCUAACUGAGUAAUCCUGAAAUAUAGAAAUAAAAAAGCUACUGUGACUUUAUGUGAACAUGGCUUGAACUGAUACUUGAAGCAUAUCACAUUUGUCAGGGUAAAACAUGCUAAAUCUGUGUUUUUGGGGGAUCCUUAUGUUGACCAGAACAUACAACCUCUGGGCUGGGAGAAUAUAAUGACCCUCGUGGUCAUGUGUUUCCUUUCAAAGCCAAGUAUACGCAAUCUUAAAUGCAGUUUCAUUAGAAGUGUCCACGUUGUGCGCAUGAGCGUCACAUUUCUCUGAGGUGUCAUCCGUUCACAGAACAGUUCAGCCAUCGGAAAAGUGCGACUCAAAACAUGUUCCUGACCCGUUUUCAAGCAAAAGUCUAAGUGGAAAGAUGUUUAUUUUCAUCUCUAUAAAAAUUGACGUUUUAUAGCUUUUCAGCUGCGAUUUAGGUCUACUUUGAGUUACUCUCACCAAAGUGAAACCGUUUUUUUUUUUGUUUUGUUUUGCUACUUAAUCACAAAAUCUAUUAAUAAGCCUCACAGAUGUGGUGUGGUUCACUCUAUGUAUGUCAUCUUGUCUCACACCCUCUGCCAACUGGGCCAGAGUUCUAAAAUUUAGUAGCACCAGGUAGUUAUUAAAAUAAAAUACUUACUAAAGGAAUAAUUUUAAAAAUGCCAUAAUUAAAGAUAACUUUGAGCCUAACUCCAGAAUAAGCUUAGAAUUACAGCACCGUCCUUGUGCAAUCUACUGCAGUAUGUGUGGAUAUUCUAAAUUCCUUAAUUUAUGUUUUUUUAAGUAUUUAUCCAAGUCUUUUUAUUUCAGAGAGACACUGAAGCCCAAAUUCUGGAUGUGAGUCUGCAUUGUAAUGUGAAGCUGAUGAUAUCGUAUGGCUUUUUGCGUAUGUCCUGCAAAUAAAAUUUGUAUUAAAACAUGAUUACAAAGUC
Molecule: messenger RNA, 3696 nt
Organism: Acanthopagrus latus (yellowfin seabream)
Lineage: Eukaryota; Metazoa; Chordata; Actinopteri; Spariformes; Sparidae
Product: transmembrane protein 87A-like
Exons: 20
Coding region: 122-1774 (550 amino acids)
Biological process (GO): retrograde transport, endosome to Golgi
Cellular component (GO): Golgi cisterna membrane; Golgi apparatus
Source: RefSeq, a predicted model, not a curated record